ACAUUGGGAACCUUUGGACUUUUACUAUUUUCCAGGUAUAGAUAAAUGCGGAAAAAUAUUUUAACUUUUUUUCCUAUCCCAUUAUGUAAAAGAUCGAUCUAUACCUCUGACUAUUUCCUCUAGCAAUCCUUCCAUUUGCUCAUCUGUCAUUUAGUUUGUUAUCCAAUCAUCCAUCAACCGUUUAUUCACCCUCUAUCCACCAAUCCGUCUCUGCAGGUUGCAGAUUUAAAAAUUCUUGAGUGUUGCGAAAUAUGUCCCAUAAACUCAUAAUGAAUGGUUCUUCUUAUGAAAAACGUUGGUAAAUAUGAAUUAGAAAAUUUUAGAAACUGUCUUGUGAUGAUGAAUUAGAGAAAGAGGUCAAGGAGAUAUUACAUUCAAGCAGUUUAAAGACUACUAAUCUGGAAGUGUUCCACCUAACAAUUCACCUGUGUAGAAAAACAUGCCAGAUCCCCGUCUGUCCGUGUUUUGGCUCAAAUGUUCUAGAAGCUGAAAGGCAUUAUGUGAGAUUGUGGGGCAGUAGGAAUAAACUCGGCAGAGUCAGCCAAGUGCUAAUACCUUAACAGUGCACACACUCACAGAGGCUGCAUGAGAGCGCAGGUUUAGUGAGGAUUUGCUCUGUAUUAAUCCUGACAGGGAACAGAGAGCCAGCUGGAGCGUACAGGGAAGAGGCAGAGCAGGCACAAAACAAAAAUAAAAGUAUUUGGGCUGAAAGACGCUGGAAGAAAGUAUGGAUGGAGUGUACCUGUGAGAUAAAAGUUAAGCUUAGGUUCUUGUGAAUGUCCUCAAAGCAACAAGCAAUUACUCCAGGGGAUAUUGGGAGAAGGAAACUCAGACAAACAGUCACAAUAUGUCAGUCUGAGAAAGUUUCAUCACCAGAACUUCAGAGACGGCAGGACGGAGUAACAUGGGGCACCCUAAUGUGCCACUUUCCUAUAAGCAAGCUCGGGCUCACAGGAAUAAACACAUAAACAGCCGGCUGCAACCCUACACACCAAACGAUAAUUUGAACAACGCACUGGGUGCAAUCAGGGUUCUGGGUGUGGAGCUGAUUGAAGAUGAACUCAAACCUCAUUUGAUCACAGUGCUGGCAAACAUUAGGGAGAAAAAGAAAGGCGCUGCUGAGCAGGUUGUGAUCAGCGGGAUCCUGCCAAUCCUGGCUCUGUCUCUGAGAAGCAGAGGACCUUUGACUUUGUUGACUGCAAAACUGGUGGCUGAGCUUGCCAAGGAAUCGGUGGUCCGUAAAGGUUUUGGGGAUGCAGGCUUGGUUACAGCCCUGCUGUCAGUCCUGACCAGCACAAAUGAAGAGCUGCUCAUUUAUGCAGCAAGAGCCAUCUCACGCAUGUCUUAUGACAGCUCUAAGCAGCAAGAAUUGUUGCUACGCCGAGGUGCGGUGCCACGCCUUGUUGCCAUCUUGCUCCGUUUCCCUGAUAAGGAGGCUUUGGAGGAGGUGUGCCUCAUGGCUCUCUGUAACCUCAGCGGCAUGGCAGUAGCAGAGGAGGCAGGUAUGAUCUGGGAAAGAGGAGUGCCUGUGAGGCCUGGGGAAUGCGUGUUUCAUGGUGUUUCUCCUCACACGUGUGGCUUCGCCUCUUCUGUGACGCUGAUUCGGGUCUCUCAGUGGGGACCCGGCCAGUACAUGGUCAGCAUCGAGGACUUCCAGCGCUGCUCCUCCUCCUUCUGGAAUCUUCAUGGGAACAAACGGGCUGUGCACUGGUUCCCGUUCUUCAGUUUGGGCAGCUGUUCAAAUAUGUUUAAGGUGAUCAAGUUCUCAACCAGGAACAUUCCUCGGACAAAGAGUCUGAAGACUCGUGUGUUCCACACUUUCCUGUGAAAGCUUACAAAUAUGGUGGCCUUACAAAUUGGACUACAAAACACUGAAGCAUCCAUCCAUCUGUACUACCCUGGAUGAGUCACCGCUGAGAGCAGCACCAAACCUAUGUUGACUGUCAUACUAUUAGAAAAAAAA
This is a messenger RNA of Xiphophorus hellerii (green swordtail), 1963 nucleotides long. Its product is annotated as rap1 GTPase-GDP dissociation stimulator 1. The record is from RefSeq and is a predicted model, not a curated record. The transcript is spliced from 5 exons. Gene Ontology annotation, biological process: positive regulation of GTPase activity. Gene Ontology annotation, molecular function: protein binding; guanyl-nucleotide exchange factor activity. The coding region runs from base 905 to 1828 and encodes 307 amino acids. NCBI's taxonomy places the organism in Eukaryota, Metazoa, Chordata, Actinopteri, Cyprinodontiformes, Poeciliidae.